GGCUGGCAGCACUUGAGGAAUUCAAACACCCUGUACUGUCUGGAUCCAUGUCUCAGACCUUGGAAAUGUAGCUCGGAUAUGUCUACGUUUUCCCUGUGAGUUUGUUGUUGAGCUAAUGGUAAGAAAGUAGAUACUACUAUUGGAAAAAAUGUGAACCGGACUUGUAGUUUGACAUUUCUAAACUCAUUUUAAAAAAAUGUAUUGUGGAGGACAGGGUAAGCUUUUAUCUCUACUCUCCGCCUCUUGAAGUCUGCCCUACAUCUGACUCCUUUUGGUCCUUUGCAGUUUGCACAGCAGCCUGUGCUCUGCCCUACAUUUUAUUUUGGCGUUUCUCACCACCACCGCUCCGUCGCUGCGUAAAAGCUGCCGCGCUGCGCUUGGACAUGUAGUUGAUUUGCGCACAACGACGUCUCCAAAAUGGACUUAAAAUCCAAACUCCUCAAGUCCAUCUGGUACGCUUUCACAUCGCUGGACGUCGAGAAGUGCGGGAAAGUGUCCAAAUCGCAGUUGAAGGUGCUUUCACACAACCUGUACACAGUGCUGAAUAUCCCACACGACCCUGUGGCUCUGGAGGAGCACUUCCAGGAUGAUGAUGAUGGGCCGGUGUCUAAUCAUGGCUAUAUGCCCUACCUCAACAAAUAUAUACUGGAUAAGGUCAAAGAGGGGAUGUUCGACAAGGAGAAGUUCGACGACCUGUGCUGGAUGAUGACCCGGAAGAAGAACUUCAAGUUCAAAGGGGUACCACAGGAGGCGCUGCUAUCAGAAAGAGACUGUUUCAAGCUCUUCUGCUUAUUCAACCUCCUGUCUGAAGACCGUUACCCGCUGGUGAUGAUACCAGAGGAGGUGGAGUACCUCCUCAAGAAAAUCUCCACAGCAAUGAGCGAGGAGUGGGAUGGGAAACCCUUGGAGGACUUAAUAUCCCAGGAUGCCACAGCGCAGGAAGAGGGCAUGUCUGUAUGGAGCUUCCUGGAGCACAUUGGUGCAGGCCGGCUGCUGAGGGUCACCAGUGCCGAGGCCUUCAGUCUGGCUUUGGAUGAGGUCUUUCUGGAGAUGUAUCACAAUGUGCUCAAGAGGGGUUACAUGUGGAAAAAGGGACAUGUACGUAGGAACUGGACUGAACGCUGGUUUGUGCUGAAGCCCUCUUCCAUGGCUUAUUACGUCAGCGAGGACUUGAAAGACAAGAGAGGAGAGAUCCAGCUCGAUACGAGCUGUGUCAUAGAGCCUAUUCCUGACAGAGAGGGGAAGCGCUGUAUGUUCUGUGUGAAAACCCACAAUAAAACCUAUGAGAUGAGUGCGCCUGACCAGAGACAGAAGGUGGAGUGGACUCAAGCUAUUCAGACAGCCCUCCGUCUCCAGAGUGAGGGCAAGUUCUCCCUUCACCACGAACUCAAACUGAAGAGACGGGUCCAGCGGGAACACAGCCAGCGGGAGCGCAGCCGGAGCGCCCGGAGUAGCUGCAGCAGCCGGAGCAGCCAAUCAGACGACUCCAACAUCCAAGAGCUGGAGAAGAUGGACAAAGAGAAAGACAGACAGGAUUUAGAGAUAGAAAGCAUCAUACAGCAUGCACGUGAAUUGGAAACCAGACGAAGGGAGGCAGAGGAAAGAGAAAGGAGGAGACAGAAGGAGGUGCAGAUGGAGCUGGAGAGACAGCUGAAAGAGGCCGAGACGUUGAGAGACAGCAUGCAGGCAGAGAUGGAGGAGAAGGCCAGGGAGGCUGAGCAACAGAAGAAGAGGAUCCAGGAGUUGGAGCUGACGCAGCGGAAACUGGAAGCUGCUCUCAACAUGGAGAUCCAGGCUCGGCUGGAGGAGGAGAGGGCCAGACAGGAGCUGGAAAGGUUGCUGCAGGUGGAAGAAGAGAAAAAGAAGCAGUUCCAGCUCCUCCAGGAGCAGCAGAGGGCCUUGCAGAGCCUGACCCCAUUACAGGAGGCCUCAGACGGCAGUACGGACCAGGAUACCCCUUCGGCUCUUCACUCGGCCUCCCAGGAGCUCCAAGAUCUGCGGGCUUCUCGCCAGAGGAGCCACCAGCACCUGGAGGAGGUACAAGAGAAGCUGAGGAACGCCAGUCAACAUGUGCGGCACUGGAACGUCCAGCUGAACCGCCUGAUGACACCCGUUACUCCUGGAGAACGAUUGGAACAUCGCCUAUUAUCAAAACGCAUGUGUCCCAAAAAAGAAGGAGCACUGGCCAGUAACGAGUUCGUCUCCAAAUUCAAGAUAAGAGCCGAUCAGAACAGCCAGACACCAGAGGACAGCGAGAGCCUGGAGGAGCAGAUGGAGGCCGCCAACCUGUCAGAUGGAUCGGACGAAUCACAGGGAAGACCCAACGGACAAUCGUGAUGUCGACGGUUGAGGGGAAGUUCGGAAAACAAUAAAAGAAAUUCUCAAUAUGUUUUAAAACCAGAGAGUGGAAAGUGGAAGGAGAAAAAAAGCCAUUUACAAUACAAAAGAAAGGUUUGUAUUAUAUUUAUAUGUUGAAAUGUACACUAAGAUGAAGAGCAAUGAUGUCAAGCACAAUGAGGUGAAUGGCUAAGAUCAAUAGCGACAGUUUUGUAUAAUAAAGUUUAUGGGUGAAUAAUAAAA
Morone saxatilis (striped sea-bass) is the source of this 2580-nucleotide messenger RNA. RefSeq names its product DEF6 guanine nucleotide exchange factor c (gene def6c). Bases 418 to 2337 code for a protein of 639 amino acids. Lineage: Eukaryota; Metazoa; Chordata; Actinopteri; Moronidae. The transcript is spliced from 12 exons. Gene Ontology annotation, cellular component: nucleus; cytoplasm. The record is from RefSeq and is a predicted model, not a curated record.